GGAAGGCGGGAGCCCGCGGCAGAGGCGAGGCCCGGUCACGGAGCGCUGCUUGUCGCCGCGCCUGUGCGGGGCCGCGAGGCUGCACUGGCCGGUGUUAGGACGCCGGGCGGUGGCUUCCCACCGUUCCCGGGGCUGUGACGGAGAUGCCCACAUAGAAGAGUGACAGCAGCUGGACUAAAUGUUUCACUGCUGAACUGAUUCCUCAGGUCUUCUGGCUCUGGCAAUUGCUAUGGGAGAGUGGAUGACUGUUACAGAUCCAGGUCUGUCUUCAGAAAGCAAAAAUCUUUCUCAAUAUACCUCAGAAACAAAGAUGUCUCCAUCAAGUUUAUACUCACAGCAAGUGCUGUGUUCUUCAAUACCUUUAUCAAAAAAUGUGCACAGCUUUUUCAGUGCCUUCUGCACAGAAGAGAAUAUUGAGCAAAGUAUUUCGUAUCUUGAUCAGGAAUUGACUACUUUUGGCUUUCCUUCAUUAUAUGAAGAAUCCAAAGGUAAAGAGACAAAGAGAGAACUAAAUAUAGUCACUGUUUUGAAUUGUAUGAAUGAGCUACUUGUACUUCAGCGGAAGAAUCUUCUAGCUCAGGAAAAUGUGGAAACACAGAAUCUGAAACUGGGAAGUGAUAUGGACCAUCUACAGAACUGCUAUGCAAAACUUAAGGAACAACUAGAAACCUCCAGGAGAGAGAUGAUUGGGCUUCAAGAAAGAGACAGACAGUUACAAUGCAAGAACCGGAAUUUACAUCAGCUAUUAAAAAACGAAAAAGAUGAAGUACAGAAAUUACAAAAUAUCAUUGCAAGUCGAGCUACUCAGUAUAAUCAUGAUAUGAAGAGAAAAGAACGUGAAUAUAAUAAAUUAAAGGAACGUCUACAUCAACUUGUUAUGAACAAGAAGGAUAAAAGAAUAGCUAUGGAAAUUCUAAAUUAUGUUGGGAGAGCUGAUGGAAAAAGAGGUUCCUGGAGGACUGGUAAAACUGAAGCCAGGAAUGAAGAUGAAAUGUAUAAAUACCUCUUGAAUGAUUACGAAUAUCGUCAGAAACAAAUCCUAAUGGAAAAUGCUGAACUUAAGAAGGUUCUUCAGCAAAUGAAAAAGGAAAUGAUUUCUCUUCUUUCUCCCCAAAAGCAGAAACCUAGAGAAAGAGCAGAUGAUAAUACAGGAACUGUUAUCUCUGAUGUUGAGGAAGAUGCUGGGGAACUAAGUAGAGAGAGUAUGUGGGACCUUUCCUGUGAAACUGUGAGAGAACAGCUUACAAACAGCAUCAGAAAACAGUGGAGAAUUUUGAAAAGUCAUGUAGAAAAACUUGAUAACCAAGUUUCAAAGGUACACCUAGAAGGUUUUAAUGACGAAGAUGUAAUCUCACGACAAGACCAUGAGCAAGAAACUGAAAAACUCGAGUUAGAAAUUCAACAGUGUAAAGAAAUGAUUAAAACUCAGCAGCAACUUUUACAGCAGCAGCUUGCUACUGCGUGUGAUGAUGACACCACUUCACUGCUACGAGACUGUUACUUGUUGGAAGAAAAGGAACGCCUCAAAGAAGAAUGGUCUCUAUUUAAAGAGCAAAAAAAGAAUUUUGAGAAGGAAAGACGAAGCUUUACGGAUGCAGCUAUUCGCCUAGGGUUGGAGAGAAAGGCAUUUGAAGAAGAAAGAGCCAAUUGGUUAAAGCAGCAGUUUUUAAAUAUGACUACCUUUGACCACCAGAACUCAGAAAAUGUGAAAAUUUUCAGUGCCUUCUCAGGAAGUUCUGAUCAGGACAAUGUCACAGCGCCCUCAAAGCCACGGCAGAAAAAGCUUUACAGAGUGUCUAACAGGUCUCCAGUCUGCACGUCUAAACUGACCAAAUCUCUUCCUGCUUCUCCUUCGACUUCAGACUUUUUCCAGAUGUGCUCCUGUGCAUCUGAGCAUAGUUCAAUCAAUGUACUGAAUAUAACUCCUGAAGAAACUAAACCAAGUCAGGUUGAAAGAGAAUGUACAAAUCAGAAAUGGAGCGUGGCAUCAAGACCUGGCUCACAGGAAGGUUGCUGUAGUGGGUGCUCCUUGACCUCCACAAAUGCUCAUGUAGAAAAAGAUGAUUUACCUUAGAUACUUGGACUGGAACGUUUUUCACGAACAUGUUCACCGCAUUUCACAUCUAAGUUGAAACAGGGUGUGUCAUAAAAUCAGUCAUCUCUAAUAAUGUAAGAUGGUCUGACUUGUUUGUUUAGAUUUCCCAGUUCCUCCCCAAAGAGCUAAAUAUUAAAUCUAUUUAAAAGGAUGUAAAAGCUUUGGAUAUCUAUUUUUAGUAACAGAAGCAUCUGAUUCUGUGAAUAAAGGAAUGUAUAGGUGUUUGGAUGGACGCAAAAGCACUAGAAAGAGUUUCCUCUUAUAGGUAUUAAAAAUAGCACUUUUAGGAAACUGAUUAUUAUAAAUGUUUAAUUUUGUCUCAUAUAGUUGGCAUUGGAAAUUUAGCCUUUACUUGAAUGUAUACUGUAGAUUUUUAACAAAGCAAGUUCUAUAUUUAUUAUGUUUAGUGUGAUUUGAAAUUUCCUCUUUCAUAUGUUUUAAAUAAAGUAAAAUUUAUGUAUGUUUUGUACAUAGAUAUACAUGAUUAUGUUAAGAGGCUUUAAGAUUUAAAGUUUUACACAUCCAUAAUUACAGUAUUUCAUGCCAGAUUUUUUUUUUAGUGGUAUUCUGUUUACAGAUGUGUUAGAGCCAUUGCCACAUCUAAGAAUUUUUUGAACCCAUCUGAGCAAUAAAUACUCAAAAGCUAUUCCUGAGGCUGAGUUCUUUAGAUAAUUGACAUUACUAACAUUACAUUUUUGAGAUUUCUACAGCAAGAGUUUUAUAUAUGUAGGAUAUUAUAAUUUUUCAAAGGACUUUUGUUUGGAGGGUAAUAAAGGCAAGACAGCAAAAGUACCUUUGAUUAGAACAAUAUAAGAAUACUGGUUUAAGAUAUUUGGAUGAUAGAAGAUAUUAAGAUAUUUGGAUGGUGAUAUUUUCUUUACCAAAUGGGUACCAGUACUGUGACAUCUGUACUGGCUAGGGCUUUGUAUAGUUGCCAAUAAUUUUUUAAUAUUUCACUGAGGUAUUUGCCACUAAUGUUAAGGAAAUCUGACAAUGUAAAAACAUCAGAUUUUGUAAUCUUGAUAUUAUGGUACUCUGGACAAACUUGUAUCAUUUCAUUUUCAGAACUUAUGACAUUUCUUCAUGCAAGUUACUAUUAUUAAUAAUUUAUAUAAUAUAUAUUAAUAUAUAAAAUUAUAUAAACAUACACAUUUUUAUAUAAAAUGUAUGUUAGUAUAGGCCCAUGCUCCUUCCCAGGGUUUUCAUCAACCUCAUUCAAGUGCCUAACCCUAUUUGUCUCUGUACAUAGAAGCCUACACAGAUCAGUCCUUGCUAGGUAUUAUAGUUGAAGCCCAUCUGCCUUCCCGUUUUCUAGCAGUUCAACCACUUAAACACCCUGUUGUAACUGUUCCAUUUAAAUUCAUCAUUUUGAAGUAUUUUUGUUAUCCAUUCACCAUAUAACUCUUUGGAGUUAUGGAGCAGCAACCAUUUUUCCGGGGCUGAUAAGACAUCAUUGAGUAUCUUAUAAGACAUUAAUGAGACUAAUAACAAAGGAACCAUGUUUAUAGUCUCACAAAGCUGGGUCUUGAAAAAAAAGCAAGUUAGUCACUUGGCCUUCAGCUUGUUACAUGGUCACCUCUUCACCAUUUACAAUAUUAGAAAUGAUACAAAGUUUCAGAGAUAGUUCUAUAUACCAAAGGAGGGAACAGUUGGAAUACACAAUUCUUUGGCUUUUGAGCAAUGAUGUGAUCAAAGAAAAUCAGAAAUGUUGAAAAUGAAAUCAGUGUUUGUUGAGAAUUUCUCCCCCAAGGGGUUCCCAUAAUAUCCUUUACCAGAAACAAGCGUUCUAGUUCUUAAGGUAAAACUCCCACUUUAGGGAAUAUUUUAUUCCAUGACAUUGAUUUCUACAAGGCACCAUCUCUGUUUUUUGUUGUUUUUCCAUUUUAAAGUUGACUGAAUUAUCAUAUUGGAAAGAAAAAUUCCUUGAGACUUACUUUGAAAUCUUAAGUUGAAAGAAACAGUCAAAUGAAAGCCAGAUUCACUGUACUUUGAAUAAAAGUCUUCAUAGAUCUGCUAGAAAUUGAUGUUACAUAACAGCAUCAAUUUUGCUUUACAUUUCAGUCCAAAAUGAUUCCCAGUUAUGCUAAAUUUACCAGAAUGUUGGAAUGGUUUCCAUGUUGGAAAACUGACUCCACGGCAUAAAACUCCUAGGAUUUUGUCUCCCUCACCUUCCUGGAUAUUUGCAGUGUACUGAUCCAGCUGUGCCGUAUAUGUAGUCUUAUAUUUAGCCAUGAUUGGAUAAUGGUAACACGUUGUACUUUAGCUUGAGAGUCUUGAUACUCUUAAACAGUUUUCUUGUUUACCAGUAUGUAAAUGUGAAAUAUUUUGUACCUCACAUUUUCUUUUACAUGACAUAUCCAUUUUGAAUUUUGAAAGCAUAAAAGUGGAAAAGAAAAUGAGUAAAACUUUGUUUCCUAGCCUCAAUUUUUUUAUCUUCAAUUUAUGUUGAUGAGAAACUUAAUAAUCAGAAAAUUUAAAUAGGUAUUUUCUUGUAGAAGCAAUAUAUUAAAUACUUAGACUCACAGAGCAGUCCACAGCAAAUUGUUACCUCCUGGUGCAAGUAAACACUUGUUACUUAGGAGUUGUGUAUUUCCUUCCUUAACUUACCAGACAUGUUCACAGGUUUAUGGUAACAUGGUUUUUGUGGAAAAACAUUCUAUGGUGCAUGAUGGGAAGGAGAGCACCCUGGAAGCCAGUCUUGCCUCCCCUGGUGCAGUGUUUGAAAGCAUCUCAGGAUGCCAGGAGAGGUUUUGCAGUGUGUAUACCCACAUGUGAUUGCCUGUUAGAAAAAUCUUUAAAAUAUGUUGCCUAAUGUAAACCAUGCUUUUAUUUCUAGAUUGGAUUUAAAGUAAGUAUGGGUCAUGGAAAUCUAGUAAAUAUACUUCUGCUUA
Messenger RNA from Manis javanica (Malayan pangolin), 4986 nucleotides. It is a transcript of the gene SSX2IP, whose product is annotated as SSX family member 2 interacting protein. Gene Ontology annotation, cellular component: centriolar satellite; ciliary basal body. Gene Ontology annotation, biological process: intraciliary transport involved in cilium assembly. NCBI's taxonomy places the organism in Eukaryota, Metazoa, Chordata, Mammalia, Pholidota, Manidae. The record is from RefSeq and is a predicted model, not a curated record.